AUUCUCCUACCUUCGCCUGAAAAAAAUUAAACCUUCAUCAUUCUCUGUCCCUGUGAAAAACAACUUUGUAUGCUUACAUUAUUACAAGGUUUGUUUUUGUGAGUGGUUAAAGUUCGUGUCUUUGUGAAAGAUGUCGACGAAUUCAAAUACGAUAAGGCGAACCCCACCUGGGAUUUUGCUUAUCAGAAAUAUUAGAGGUAAAGAUUGGAGCCUGAAAUCAUAUAGAUAUAUAAUUUUAUUGCUUACCUUCAUCGCAUACGCUACCUAUCACGCCUCUAGGAAACCUAGCAGCAUAGUCAAGAGCGUUUUGUAUCCAGAAUCCAUGAAAUCUUCUGAUCCUCCAUGGCCUGUUGGAAAUGUCUUCAUCGAGGAAGAAUUUUCGGGUUUUGGUACAAAUGGGGUGAACAAUAAGGGUUGGUAUCCUUUUAACGGAACCGAUGGUACAUCGAAAUUGGGCGAAAUCGAUGUCGCUUUUCUGGCUUGUUACUCUUCUGGAAUGUAUGUUGCAGGGCAUCUAGGGGAUACUCUGGAUCUUAGGUUGUUUUUGACAAUUGGGAUGAUUGGGAGUGGCAUUUUUGUGGGACUAUUUGGGAUGGGAUACUAUUGGAACAUUCAUGAGUUUUGGUUUUAUCUUUUUAUGCAAAUGGUUGCCGGGUUGUUUCAAGCAACCGGUUGGCCUUCGGUUGUGGCCGUCAUCGGGAAUUGGUUUGGGAAAAGGAAGAGGGGUUUGAUAAUGGGAAUUUGGAAUGCACAUACUUCGGUCGGUAAUAUUAGUGGAUCUCUCCUUGCCGCUGCUGUUUUGGAUUAUGGUUGGGGAUGGUCUUUUAUUGUCCCGGGAGCAUUGAUUGCUUCGGCAGGGGUACUAGUUUAUUUGUUCCUGCCUGCUUAUCCUGAGGAUAUUGGUUUUAGUGGCGCAAAUGCUUCCUCUUCUGAAGAGGAGGAUCGGAUUCAGAAGGCUUCGGAGCAGAAGGGAUCUGCGGUGAAUGUAGAAAAAAGUUCUGAUCUCAAAGCAGGGUCGGGGAGUAGGAAAGGUAUUGGAAUUUUCGAAGCUUGUUCCAUACCAGGCGUGAUUCCCUUUGCAUUAUGCCUCUUCUUCUCAAAGCUCGUCGCCUAUACAUUUUUAUACUGGUUACCAUUUUAUUUAAGCCAAACAGAAAUUGGUGGGGAGUACAUGUCUGUGAAGUCUGCCGGAAACCUCUCAACCUUAUUUGAUGUAGGGGGUAUUGUUGGGGGGGUCCUAGCUGGUUACAUAUCCGAUAAACUUAUAGCCCGGGCUACUACAGCAGCCACCUUCAUGUUUGCUGCAAUACCUUCAAUGAUCUUAUACCGUUUAUAUGGAAAUAUCUCACGUGCCACCAACAUUUUACUGAUGAUGAUAGCUGGCUUGUUUGUAAACGGGCCAUAUGCCCUUAUCACGACUGCAGUUUCAGCAGACCUUGGUACUCACAGUUCCCUCAGAGGGGAUUCUCGGGCACUAGCAACAGUGACAGCCAUAAUUGAUGGCACUGGCUCAGUUGGUGCUGCUCUCGGCCCUCUUAUCACUGGGUUUCUUUCAUCAAAGGGAUGGGACACGGUUUUCAUGAUGCUAAACGCCGGUGCUCUUAUUGCAUCACUUCUUUUAUCGCAUUUGGUCAUAGCUGAAUUCAGAGAGAGAACUAGCAAACCAUUGCCACCAUCUCAUGGACAGCAAAACCAUGAAGCUACCGGAUCACAACCCCUUCUAGGUAAUCAAAGGUGAGAGAAUUCAGGUAUUCUGUGAAGGAACUACAAAAUUCAAUGGAGCUUAGAGUAUAUAGUAGAGAGAAAAGUGAUA
Messenger RNA from Hibiscus syriacus, 1813 nucleotides. RefSeq names its product putative glycerol-3-phosphate transporter 4. Gene Ontology annotation, cellular component: membrane. The record is from RefSeq and is a predicted model, not a curated record. NCBI's taxonomy places the organism in Eukaryota, Viridiplantae, Streptophyta, Magnoliopsida, Malvales, Malvaceae. The coding region runs from base 131 to 1738 and encodes 535 amino acids. Gene Ontology annotation, biological process: transmembrane transport; phosphate ion homeostasis. Gene Ontology annotation, molecular function: glucose 6-phosphate:phosphate antiporter activity. The transcript is spliced from 4 exons.